AUGGCUCAUUUUUCUUCCUCGUCUUGUCCUCUUCAGUUUGACUCGAGCCACACCUCUCGCGCUCGGGAGGCGCUGCCCAAGCUCAACAUGGCUGCCAACGGCAACAUGACUGCCAAUGGCAACAUGACUGCCAAGCUCAACAUGACUGCCAAGCUCGACAGGGAUGCCAAUGGCAACAUGACUGUCAAGCUCAACAUGGCUGCCAAGCUCAACAUGACUGCCAAGCUCGACAGGGAUGCCAAUGGCAACAUGACUGUCAAGCUCAAUAUGGCUGCCAAGCUCGACAGGGAUGCCAAUGGCGAUGAUGCUGACGCGGGUGCCAACAUAUCUGGUAGUGGCGAGCUUCUGAGGCUGGGUGUUUCAGGAGAAAAGCCUGUUGAUGCUGGAUGCAUGCACGCCGACGCCGAAGACGCCGAUCCACGCCUUGUCCAUGGGCUCAAUGAUCGCUUGCUGCCCUCCCACAUGAGUCUCGCCCCGCCGAAAGGUGCGCAUGUCAUUGGCGCCGGCAGCGCUGAUGCCACUGGCACGGGAAUUACGAGACCGUUGCUGGGGAGGACUGUUGGUCGCAGGCACAUGAGCGCCAGCGUCAAAAACAUUUAUCCACAUGGGCGUACCGCCUUAAUUGCUUGCUUGGAACUUCAUUGUGCCAUGAGCUCAUGUGUAGGCGCUGAUGAUACUGAUGAUAUUGGAGCCUACGCCUUGGAGCCGGCGACCAACGAGUCCAACGCCAGUUAUAAUAGUGCGAACGCAUCAGAUGCUGCUGCGGUCGCUCCCACUGACCUUGACCACGGUUAUCAUCUACUUGCUAUCCCCCGCGAGGGUGGGGUGUUGCCCGACCUGUUGCCGGCGACCAACGAGUCCAACGCCAGUUAUAAUAGUGCGAACGCAUCAGAUGCUGUUGCGGUCGCUCCCACUGACCUUGACCACGGUUAUCAUCUACUGGCUAUCCCCCGCGAGGGUGGGGUGUUGCCCGACCUGUUGCCGGCGACCAACGAGUCCAACGCCAGUUAUAAUAGUGCGAACGCAUCAGAUGCUGUUGCGGUCGCUCCCACUGACCUUGACCACGGUUAUCAUCUACUGGCUAUCCCCCGCGAGGGUGGGGUGUUGCCCGACCUGUUGCCGGCGACCAACGAGUCCAACGCCAGUUAUAAUAGUGCGAACGCAUCAGAUGCUGUUGCGGUCGCUCCCACUGACCUUGACCACGGUUAUCAUCUACUGGCUAUCCCCCGCGAGGGUGGGGUGUUGCCCGACCUGUUGCCGGCGACCAACGAGUCCAACGCCAGUUAUAAUAGUGCGAACGCAUUAGAUGCUGUUGCAGUCGCUCCCACUGACCUUGACCACGGUUAUCAUCUACUGGCUAUCCCCCGCGAGGGUGGGGUGUUGCCCGACCUGUUGCCGGCGACCAACGAGUCCAACGCCAGUUAUAAUAGUGCGAACGCAUCAGAUGCUGUUGCGGUCGCUCCCACUGACCUUGACCACGGUUAUCAUCUACUGGCUAUCCCCCGCGAGGGUGGGGUGUUGCCCGACCUGUUGCCGGCGACCAACGAGUCCAACGCCAGUUAUAAUAGUGCGAACGCAUCAGAUGCUGUUGCGGUCGCUCCCACUGACCUUGACCACGGUUAUCAUCUACUGGCUAUCCCCCGCGAGGGUGGGGGUGGGGUGUUGCCCGACCUGUUGCCGGCGACCAACGAGUCCAACGCCAGUUAUAAUAGUGCGAACGCAUCAGAUGCUGUUGCGGUCGCUCCCACUGACCUUGACCACGGUUAUCAUCUACUGGCUAUCCCCCGCGAGGGUGGGGUGUUGCCCGACCUGUUGCCGGCGACCAACGAGUCCAACGCCAGUUAUAAUAGUGCGAACGCAUUAGAUGCUGUUGCAGUCGCUCCCACUGACCUUGACCACGGUUAUCAUCUACUGGCUAUCCCCCGCGAGGGUGGGGUGUUGCCCGACCUGUUGCCGGCGACCAACGAGUCCAACGCCAGUUAUAAUAGUGCGAACGCAUCAGAUGCUGUUGCGGUCGCUCCCACUGACCUUGACCACGGUUAUCAUCUACUGGCUAUCCCCCGCGAGGGUGGGGUGUUGCCCGACCUGUUGCCGGCGACCAACGAGUCCAACGCCAGUUAUAAUAGUGCGAACGCAUCAGAUGCUGCUGCGGUCGCUCCCACUGACCUUGACCACGAGUAUCAUCUACUGGCUAUCCCCCGCGAGGGUGGGGUGUUGCCCGACCUGUCGCCGGCGACCAACGAGUCCAACGCCAGUUAUAAUAGUGCGAACGCAUCAGAUGCUGUUGCGGUCGCUCCCACUGACCUUGACCACGAGUAUCAUCUACUGGCUAUCCCCCGCGAGGGUGGGGUGUUGCCCGACCUGUCGCCGGCGACCAACGAGUCCAACGCCAGUUAUAAUAGUGCGAACGCAUCAGAUGCUGUUGCGGUCGCUCCCACUGACCUUGACCACGGGUAUCAUCUACUGGCUAUCCCCCACGAGGGUGGGGUGUUGCCCGACCUGUCGCCUGCUGCAUUGAACAUCAUUCCUUAUGCCGAUGGUGAUGUUCUUGCUCUCCUGAGCGAUUACAACAGUGCCCAAUCCAGCGGCUUUGAGUUCCAGCCUUUUGCUUCAAUAUCUGCCCCCCAAAUUCCACAGCAAGUCGUUCCUACUGAUGACAUCAUGAGAGACGUGAAUCAGGCCGAUCUCAACGAUGCCGACGUUACUGUAUUCAAGCUCUUUUCUGUGUUGAUGUGCACCAAAUCCAAUCAAUCGAACUUGUGUCUUUCUUUGAAAGAGCUGAAGAAGCCUUCUCCAGAAGCUCUUGCCGCCCUGGCCGAUCGUUACAAAUUUCGUCAUGUUGAACUUGUCGAGAUUCUUGAUGAGCUUUUCUCGAUUGAAGAACCUUACCUCAAAAACGCCGACGAACUCAAGGAAUGGUUGACCAAGGAAAUCCAUGAACAACUGGGGCAUCCCCGUUCUGCCGCCUCCUUUGCCAAUGCUAGUGCCGGUGCCGCCUCCUCUGCGCACCGGGAUGCCGACGACGCCGCGGGCCCUCCUGCCAAACGACCCAAAGCGAGCAGCCACACUGGGGGUUCAUCGGACUCCUCCUCUCCAAUCCUGGAGCGGCUCCUUGACGGUUUGAGUUCAUUGUGGGCUCGAUUCCCAACCCUCUUCCAACAAGCAGCGGCUCCGGGCAGCGGUUCUCACAACCAACAUGGCUUUGCGGGUAUUUUGAAGUAUUGUUCGUUGGACAAUCUAUUUUCGCGACUAUCUGGCAGCCGUAGAAACCCAGAACUGCGCAAGCUCAUCAAAAAGCGCGUGAUAGCUUUCCAAAAACAAUUACCCGACCCGAAUCUUCAAGGUCUGCUGACCUGCUUGCAAGAGCCGCUAGAAGACGAAUCUCGCGCCACGAACAAGUAA
Monosiga brevicollis MX1 is the source of this 3402-nucleotide messenger RNA. RefSeq lists its product as uncharacterized. NCBI's taxonomy places the organism in Eukaryota, Choanoflagellata, Craspedida, Salpingoecidae. The record is from RefSeq and is a predicted model, not a curated record. The transcript is spliced from 4 exons. The coding region runs from base 1 to 3402 and encodes 1133 amino acids.